This is a messenger RNA of Diospyros lotus (date-plum), 774 nucleotides long. RefSeq lists its product as uncharacterized. The coding region runs from base 1 to 774 and encodes 257 amino acids. The transcript has 6 exons. The record is from RefSeq and is a predicted model, not a curated record. Lineage: Eukaryota; Viridiplantae; Streptophyta; Magnoliopsida; Ericales; Ebenaceae.
AUGGAGGGUAUAGCUGAAACCAACGAACAAACUCUCGUCACACCACCUAAUUUUGAUCCAUCUACAAGACAAAGUUGUGCUGUAUGUGAAGAUGCACCAAUAUCUUGCAAGCGUUGGGAAGAUGUUUCACAAGACAAUAAGAAUAAAAUGUAUUCUUAUGUACUGGAGAAAUUUGAAUUUGAAGAAAACGAGGUAAGAAAAAAUUGGAUCUUAAGAAAGAUGGGAAGGGCUUUUGCAAACCAUAGAUAUAGGUUGAAGGCUGACUAUUAUGAUGCAUAUGACAAUGAUGAUGAUCAAAUUAAGUUUGCUCCAACAACAGUCGACCAAGGACAAUGGAGACAAGUUGUCACUUGGUUGAGCUCACAUGAGUUUCAAGUUGCUUGUGCUCGUAAUAAAUCUAAUCGGUCAAAGCAAACAAUGACUAUAACUACAGGCACUAGAAGUUUUGCUCGAGUUAGAGCUGAACAGGCUGAAAUAUUAGGACUUGAACCGUCUGCAUGGGAAAUGUUCAAGGUGACACCUAAGAAAAAAGACGGGUCAAUGGUUGAUUCCAUGUCAAAACAAAUAGUUGACAAAAUUCAAUCUUUAGUAACCCAAAGAGCUGAGGAAGGACCUUCUCAAGCUAUUGAUGAAAAUGAAAUUUGCUCUGAAGUAAUGGGAAGAGAAAGACAUGGACGUGUUCAUGGGUAUGGAUUCAGACCAACUCCUUCUUCUGUCCCUGAAAAGAUUCCAUCUUGUAAUGAGCUCAUUACAGAACUAGAACAAAUGCGAUAA